AUGAACCUGAAGAACCACCUGCAGCCGCUACGUAUCGCUGUAGCCGUGGCGCUGGGAGCAGAGUACGCGCCGCAUCUGUCAGGAGGCGAGCGGUUCAGAUCCUAUCUCCCGCUGCAGCCGGAGGAGGCCAGUGGGCAGGGGGACAGGGCGGCAGAAGAAAGCCCAGAUAAGAGCACUGUCCUGGGGGAGAGAGCGGAGGAGAAGAGGGGGUGA
Molecule: messenger RNA, 213 nt
Organism: Knipowitschia caucasica
Lineage: Eukaryota; Metazoa; Chordata; Actinopteri; Gobiiformes; Gobiidae
Source: the annotation of a GenBank genome assembly